Dermatophagoides pteronyssinus (European house dust mite) is the source of this 1746-nucleotide messenger RNA. Its product is annotated as choline/ethanolamine transporter flvcr2a-like. Lineage: Eukaryota; Metazoa; Arthropoda; Arachnida; Sarcoptiformes; Pyroglyphidae. The record is from RefSeq and is a predicted model, not a curated record. Gene Ontology annotation, cellular component: membrane. Gene Ontology annotation, biological process: transmembrane transport; heme export. Gene Ontology annotation, molecular function: heme binding; heme transmembrane transporter activity.
AUAUAAAUAAUUAUUGUUUGCCAAAAUUAUUCAAUUCUUCCAUUUAAUUGAAAAUUAAUCAAACUGCAUGUGUUAAAUACGAGAUAUGGCCAAACAUCAAUCGAUAUCCGAAAUUAAAAAUGAAAAUGAUGUUAAAAAGAUGAAUAAUAUUGGUUUUGAAGAUGAUUCAUCCAUUUCAGAUAUGACUGCCGUUACAAAUGAUUUUCGAUCGUCAUUGCCAUCAUCGAUCAAUGAAUGUGUCGAGGAUAAUGUACAGAAUUUUCCUAUAAUUAAUAAUGAUGAUGAUGAAAAGUCCCUCGAUUUUAAAGAAGAAUUUAAAGUUUACAGGAUAAGACAUUUUCUUUUAUUAAUAUUUAUUACAUUAUCAAUGACCAAUGCUUUUCAUUGGAUCGAAUAUGCUAUAAUUGAAAAAAUUGUUUGUGAUUAUUAUCGGAUAUCGACUUUCUGGGUAAAUUGUACUUCAGUGAUCUUUAUGAUCAUUUAUAUUAUUGGCAUAACACCCGCAACAUUCAUGCAGGACCGUUAUGGUCUUCGUGUUUGUUUAAUAUUUGGAUCAUUUAUUAAUGCUCUUGGAUCGUGCAUAAAAUGCCUGUCCGUAUCACGAUCAAGAUUUUGGGUCGCAAUGAUAGGUCAAACUUUAGUGGGUAUUGCUCAAUUAUUCACAUUAAAUAUACCACCAAUGCUUGCAGCUCAAUGGUUUCCAUCAAAUGAAGUUACCAGAGCUACGGCUUUUGGAGUUUUUGGUAAUCAAGUUGGCAUUGCACUUGGUUUUCUUAUACCACCAUUAUUGAUGCCCGAAUUGAAUUCUACAUCCAACGAAGAAAAUCUUUCAUCCGAACUAAUUAAUCAUAUUGAACAUGGAUUUCAUUAUCUUGUAUGGGGUUUAUCCAUCAUAACCACAGUGAUAUUUUUGUUAAUAUUGAUCUUUUUCAAAAAUCGCCCUGAACAACCACCAAGCAAAGCUCAAGCAUUAAUUCGUUUUAUGGAACAUUCUGAUUCGAAACAAUCAUAUUUCGAAUCAAUCAAACAAUUGAUUAAAAAUCGAAAUUUCGUUCUCCUAUUCAUCAACUAUGGAUUAAUCACCGGAGUAUUUUAUGCCCUAUCAACUGUUCUUAGUCAAAUGAUCACACGAACAAUGGGUCCAGAGUAUUUGGUCGAAGCUGGUUAUAUGGGGCUGACUAUUACUUUAUCGGGUAUUACCGGUUCAGUGGUUUGUGGUUAUUUAUUGGGAUGGUCUGGAAAAUUCCGGCUAGUCAACCUGUUGAUUUAUAUUUUUUCGUUUGCCGGUACAGCGGCAUUUGGUGUGGCCAUCGAAAUUCGUCAUAUAAAUCUAUUGUUUAUUACUUGUGCCAUAUUAGGAUUCUUUAUGACCGGUUAUCUACCUAUUGGAUUUGAAUUUGCUGCCGAAGUCAGUUACCCACAACCAGAAAGUACUUCGGCUGGUCUAUUAAAUGCUUCAGCUCAGAUAUUUGGUAUCAUUUUCACUUAUGCAUCGACACCUAUCAUCGAUCAUUUCAAUUCAGUCUGGGCAAACAUCGGCUAUUCGAUUGUAUUGGUUAUUGGUGUUAUAUUAUCAUUUUUCAUUAAGAAUGAUCUCCGUCGACAAAAUGCUCAUAUGCAUUCAGUUUGAUAAAAACUUGUGAUGAUUUUGCACUAACUCAAAUUUUAAAAAAUUAUCAUUUUUUUCAGCUUCUAUCAUAGUUUGUUGAUUUAUGCAAUUUUUUUUCUACAAAAUUGUUUUUGUUU